Hippopotamus amphibius kiboko is the source of this 1360-nucleotide messenger RNA. RefSeq names its product tRNA methyltransferase 10B (gene TRMT10B). Gene Ontology annotation, molecular function: tRNA binding. Gene Ontology annotation, cellular component: nucleoplasm; nucleus. Bases 161 to 1111 code for a protein of 316 amino acids. Lineage: Eukaryota; Metazoa; Chordata; Mammalia; Artiodactyla; Hippopotamidae. Gene Ontology annotation, biological process: tRNA N1-guanine methylation. The record is from RefSeq and is a predicted model, not a curated record. The transcript is spliced from 9 exons.
CCGGAACCGGACGUGAGGUCGGAGGCGGGGCUUGGUGGGCGUCGCUGCCGCUGCGUGAGGUGAAGGGUUCAGGGAAAUACCUCUGCAAGUGAAAUAACGUAACGUCUCACAUAAUUGUGCCUUUUCCUAAUCUGGGUGAAAAGGACAGAGGGCUAAGCACAUGUACUGGGAAUUGGAAGGGAGUGCUCAGAAAACAGAGUCACACAUGCUGCAGGAGCAAGAAGGCACCCUAGAGGACACAGGUGAAGAUGGAGUCUCUGAAAGCUUCCAGCUUCUACAGAUUGAUGUGGAAUGCGAGCAUCGAGAGGAGGAGACCCAGCCUACAGGCAGUGCAGUGUGGUGCUCGAAAAAUGUCCAAAGAAAACAGAGACACUGGGAAAAGAUAGUUGCAGCAAAGAAGAGUAAGAGAAAACAAGAAAAAGAAAGAAGGAAAGCCAACCGUGUAGAGAAUUCAGGCAUCUACCCCCAGCACAGCAAACGUUUUCUGAGAUCCUUAACCAAGGAAAGACUUUUGGAAGCCAAACAUUUAGGACCAAGACUCUGUAUCGAUUUGAGUAUGACCCACCACAUGUCUAAGAAGGAAUUAAGUAGACUGGCUGGACAGAUCCGACGGUUGUAUGGCUCAAAUAAAAAGGCUGACAGGCCAUUUUGGAUCUGCCUCACUGGAUUCACCACAGACAGUCCCCUGUAUGAAGAGUGUUUGAGGAUGAAUGAUGGAUUUUCUAGUUAUCUGCUAGACAUAACCGAAGAAGACUGCUUUAGUUUAUUUCCUCUGGAAACCCUUGUGUAUCUGACUCCUGACUCAGAACAUGCUCUUGAAGAUGUUGAUAUAAACAAAGUUUACGUACUUGGUGGACUUGUAGACGAAAGCAUUCGGAAGAAGGUGACAUUUCAAAGGGCCCAAGAACACUCUGUCAAGACUGCUCGCUUACCAAUCCAGGAAUACAUGGUCAGAUGCCAGAAUGGGAAAAACUACCAUUCAGAGAUAUUGGCCAUCAAUCAAGUGUUUGAUAUCCUGUCCACUUACUUUGAGACUCAAAACUGGCCUGAAGCAUUGAAGGAAGGAGUUUCUUCCAGAAAAGGCUAUAUUCUUCAGAACUCAGUGGAAUAAUGGACAGCCUGAUUGCAGCUGCAGGAGGUGAAAUUGCUGGAGUUGCCUUGACCUAAAAGCAGAGCAGAGAGGAUGGUGGUGGUACUCAUUUGCCUUUACUUGACAUCUUGGCUGUUCACUGGGAUAGGAGUUACUAACAGGGACCACAUUUUUUGCUCUUUUGUAUCUCCCAUAGUGCCUGGCUUACAGGAAGUGCCCAGAUACAUGUUGACUAACUAAAGAGUUUACAUAACAAUGAAUUAGCCCUAA